AUGCUUGAUGUCGGCGCCGGUGGCCGCACGCCGUCGACGCACCCGGCGCUGCGCCACUGCGUCGCGCUCCUCCGCCUCCACCUCGCCGCUCCCUCCCUUGCCACCGCCAAACAGCUGCACGCGCGCACCCUCCGCGCGGGCGUGCCGCCCGCGCACCCGCUCCUCGCCAAGCACCUCCUCUUCCACCUCGCCUCCCUCCGCGCCCCUCCCCUCCGCUACGCCGUCGCCGUUCUCACCCGCGUUCUCCCCCACCCGGACCCUUUCUCCCUCAACACCGUGCUCCGCAUGGCCGCGUCCUCUCCGCACCCUUCCCUCGCGCUCGCGCUCCACGCCCGCCGCCUCGCGCCGCCGGACACGCACACCUACCCGCCGCUCCUCCAGGCGUGUGCGCGCCUCCUGUCGCUCCGCGACGGGGAGCGCAUCCACGCCGAAGCCGCCAAGAACGGGCUUGCCACGCUCGUCUUCGUCAAGAACUCGCUGGUCCACCUCUAUGGCGCGUGUGGCCUCUUCGAGAGCGCGCACAGGGUGUUCGACGAAAUACCCGUCCGCGAGCGCAACCUCGUCUCCUGGAACUCGAUGCUCAAUGGGUUCGCGGCCAAUGGACGCCCCAAUGAGGUUCUCACCAUCUUCCGGGAGAUGUUGGACGUGGACUUCAUGCCAGAUGGGUUCACCAUGGUGAGCGUGCUGACAGGGUCUGCUGAGAUUGGCGCGCUUGCUCUUGGGAGGAGGGUGCAUGUUUAUCUGACGAAGGUUGGGUUGGUGGGGAACUCACAUGUUGGUAACGCCCUGAUUGAUUUGUAUGCCAAGUGUGGCUGCGUCGAGGAUGCAAGGAGGGUGUUUGAGGAGAUGGGGACAGGGCGAACCGUUGUCUCCUGGACAUCGUUGAUUGUAGGCUUGGCGGUGAAUGGUUUUGGGAAGGAAGCACUAGAGCUGUUCGGUGUGAUGGAGAGGGAGAAGCUUGUGCCGACUGAAAUCACUAUGGUAGGAGUACUGUAUGCUUGCAGCCACUGUGGACUGGUUGAUGAUGGGUUUAUGUAUUUUAAUAGGAUGAAAGAGGAGUACAGCAUUGCACCAAGGAUUGAGCAUUUAGGAUGCAUGGUGGAUCUGUUGGGGAGAGCUGGUAAAGUCAAGGAAGCAUAUGAUUAUAUCCUCACCAUGCCACUGGAGCCCAAUGCUGUUGUGUGGAGGACCUUGUUGGGUGCUUGUGCAAUGCACAAGAAGUUGGAACUUGGGGAGGCUGCUUGGGAACGACUGGUUGAGCUUGAUCCAGGGCAUAGCGGAGACUAUGUUCUCCUCUCGAACCUUUAUGCUGCUGUUGGGAGAUGGGCCAACGUUCAUGUGCUUAGGAAAACAAUGGUCAAGGAUGGAGUGAGGAAGAACCCUGGGCGCAGCCUUGUGGAGCUCCGCAACUCUGUGUAUGAGUUUGUUAUGGGUGAUAGGUCUCAUCCGGAGAGUGAACAGAUAUACCAAAUGCUUGCUGACAUAGCUGAUAGAUUGAGACGUGAAGGUUACAUCCCACGUACAAGCAAUGUGUUGGCAGAUAUAGAGGAGGAAGAGAAAGAGACUGCCUUGAACUACCAUAGCGAGAGGUUGGCCAUUGCAUUUGCCUUGUUGAAGUCUCUUUCUGGUACUCCUAUCAGGAUAGUGAAGAAUUUGAGGGUGUGUGGGGAUUGUCACACUGCAAUUAAGCUAAUAUCAAAGAUUUAUGACCGGGAGAUCAUUGUGAGGGACCGCAGUAGGUUCCACCAUUUCAAAGGUGGAUCCUGUUCAUGUAAAGACUAUUGGUAG
This is a messenger RNA of Miscanthus lutarioriparius, 1788 nucleotides long. NCBI's taxonomy places the organism in Eukaryota, Viridiplantae, Streptophyta, Magnoliopsida, Poales, Poaceae. The record is from the annotation of a GenBank genome assembly.